Messenger RNA from Spinacia oleracea (spinach), 1198 nucleotides. RefSeq lists its product as uncharacterized. The transcript is spliced from 3 exons. The coding region runs from base 100 to 1041 and encodes 313 amino acids. Lineage: Eukaryota; Viridiplantae; Streptophyta; Magnoliopsida; Caryophyllales; Amaranthaceae. The record is from RefSeq and is a predicted model, not a curated record.
ACUCCGAGUACCUUCAAGAAGCCAAAACCCCUACCUCGCCGUCUCGUGAAGAAAGACGAGUCGAAGGUUGCUGAGGGGGGAUGCCCUGAUGACGAAGAGAUGGGCGUGGACAAGCCGUCUCUGGUGGUGGACUUGGUGUCCAAAUCGAGGUCCGGUGGGCAUCCGGACGAGCUGGAGGACCCUCUUUCGGGAAUCCCGGCCGACGUCCGCUCUCAGAUACCGGCGGAGGUGGCCCGCCGAGCUAGGUCUUCGGGCGCCAAAGACAAAGGGAAGGAUGCAGCUGCUGCCGAGGACGAGAACGUACCUGCUACUCCCCACUAUUCGUCAAAGGAUAGGGUGGCUAUAUGCCGCAAGGUUUUUAAGGCCGUCCCCGCAGAGUAUGUUGCUUCUCUUCCUGGCCGCAAGACUGACGCCCAGUUUGGUGCGAUCCAGGCCACUCUUCUCGACUUGUUCUGCCGCAUGGAAUUCUGCAAGAGUUGGAAGACCCGCACUGCUGAGGAGCUCAAAGCUCAGGUGGCUGAGUCCACCCACCAUGGCGACUAUGCGUUCAAGUCCAUUGAAGAGGUCCGCCUGCAGAUGCAGACGACCAUAGACCUUCAAGCGAAGGAGGUGGCUGCGUUGAGAUCUGACAAGGCCGAGCUGCUUAAGAAGAUCUUGGCGCAGGACAAGGACAUGGUGGCAAUGGUCGAGGAGGCCAAGACAGCGGCGGCGGAAAUACGGGCGCUUCAGGACCAGCUGCGGGAGUACCCUCAGGUCAAAGAGGCGGCUGAGGAAGCCGAGCAUCUUCGUGGGGAGCUGGAGACGGCCAGAUCGCAAGUUCGCACCUUGCGUGAGCGUCUUCUGGAAUCCUAUGAUCAGGGGGAACAAGCGACCAAGGACGCUGUUAAGCACGCCUGGGAGAGCCACAUGUCAGAGUAUGAUCUUGGGUGGUUCCAGCGGCGAAUGGAGCACAGUGCCGCUGUGUUGGCUGCUGAACGUCUUGGUCAGCCGCCCCCUGAGUUUGUAUCAUCUGAUGACGAGGACGAUGCGGCCGCUCCCUGAUUUGCUUCCUUUCCUGCUUUUUUUUUUAAAAUUUUAUUCAAGCGUUCCCGUGCCUAAGGGCAAAAACAAUUAUGUUGUAAAGUUUUGGCGCUGAUGGCGUCUGUAUCAUUGUGCCUGCUGAGCACACAACAAUUUUCUUUCUUUUUUCUGGUCAAGA